Messenger RNA from Mycetomoellerius zeteki, 795 nucleotides. RefSeq names its product THAP domain-containing protein 2. NCBI's taxonomy places the organism in Eukaryota, Metazoa, Arthropoda, Insecta, Hymenoptera, Formicidae. The transcript has 5 exons. The coding region runs from base 128 to 742 and encodes 204 amino acids. The record is from RefSeq and is a predicted model, not a curated record.
AACGUGUCAUGAUCAUCGUUCGCCCUUUUAUUGCAAUAUCUGUUUUAAUGUAAUAUCUGUGCAUUUUUAAUUGAUCCAAAUAACAAUAGUACAUUAAAUGCGCUAUUAUUAAAAAGAAACGUAUAUAAUGGUGUACACGUGUUGGGUGUGCAAGUGGCGAGGAGAUAAAGAACCUAAAAGAUCAUUUCAUAGAUUUCCUUCUGAUGAAAAUCAGAGAAAAAAAUGGGAGCAUAUCCUAGGAAUUAAUGAUGUAGUUUUGGGAGUUCGAACUACAAUUUGUUCGUUACAUUUUACAGAAGACUGCUUUCAUUAUGGUGUUGAUGGAAGAACAUUAUUAAAAGAGGACAGUUUUCCAUCAUUACAUCUCUCGACACCAGCAGUUGUAUCUCAAGAAAGAACUGAAUCUUUAACUAAUGCGUCUGAAUGUAUUAUUAAGAACAUUGCCAUAAAAAGAUCUGACAAAGUCAUUGAAGAUAGAAUUCCAAACAAACAAAUUUGUUUGGAGAAUGGGCCUUCGGAAAGAUCAGCUACUUAUGAAUCUAUAGAAUCUAAUUUGCCGUUACAGUAUUUAAAAAGACAAUUGAUUGCAAAAAAUAAAAAAAUUUCGUCUUUAAAACGGCAAAAUCGGCGAUUAAGUUUAAGUAAUUCUAAAUUAAAAUCUCGCAUAAAACAAAUGCAGAGCGAGAAUGCAAAGUUAGUAACAGAAAAAAAAUUGAUGCGUAAAAAGAAUAUAAGACCAUGAAUUUAGGAGUGAAAUUUUAUACUACAAAUUUUGAUCCAAAGUUUUAUCCAACA